AUGUCGACUUCCGGAGCUCAGAAUCUGUCGUUCAUUUUAGAAGGAGUCAAGCAAGUCAAAUUCGAGGACAGACCCGUUCCCGAAAUCAUCGAUCGCCAUGACGUCCUCGUCAACGUGAAAUACACCGGCGUUUGUGGCAGUGAUGUCCAUUAUUGGGAGCAUGGCUCUAUUGGCCACUUCGUCUUGCGCGAGCCCAUGGUCCUCGGCCAUGAAUCGUCUGGAGUAAUCAGCAAGGUCGGACUUGGAGUGAAGACAUUGAAGGUUGGCGACAGAGUUUCUCUCGAGCCCGGUAUUCCCUGCCGACGAUGCGAACCCUGCAAGUCGGGGAAAUACAAUCUUUGCAUUGACAUGGCAUUUGCUGCCACCCCUCCUUAUGACGGAACCCUGGCCAAAUAUUACCGAUUGCCAGAAGACUUCUGCUACAAACUCCCCGAGACAAUGUCGCUCCAGGAAGGCGCUCUCGUAGAGCCAUUGGGGGUUGCUGUCCACAUUAUCAGGCAGGGCGAGGUCACUCCUGGAAGUUCUGUGAUUGUCUUCGGGGCUGGUCCUGUGGGACUCUUAUGCUGUGCCGUAGCGAAAGCGUUCGGGGCGAGCAAGAUCAUCGCAGUCGACAUCCAACAGAACAGAUUGGCAUUCGCAAAGAAGUAUAUCGCGACUUCGACUUUCAUGCCGGACAAAGGGUCGGCGGAGGAAAAUGCCAUUCGGUUGAAAGAGGAGAACGAUCUCGGACCUGGAGCGGAUGUUGUGAUUGAUGCCUCUGGCGCAGAACCCUCGGUGCAUACAGGUAUCCAUGCCCUGAGGACGGGUGGCACAUAUGUACAGGGUGGUAUGGGCAGGUCUGAAAUCACAUUCCCGAUCAUGGCAGCCUGUACUAAGGAGCUAAACAUCAAGGGAAGUUUCAGAUACGGCAGUGGAGACUACAAACUCGCCAUCGAGUUGGUCGCUACUGGUAAAGUCAACGUCAAGGAUCUGAUCACUAACGAGGUCAAAUUUGAAGAUGCUGAGACCGCUAUCAAAGACGUCAAGAUGGGCAAAGGCAUCAAAACCAUCAUCGCCGGCCAAUAA
Molecule: messenger RNA, 1065 nt
Organism: Talaromyces proteolyticus
Lineage: Eukaryota; Fungi; Ascomycota; Eurotiomycetes; Eurotiales; Trichocomaceae
Product: xylitol dehydrogenase
Exons: 3
Coding region: 1-1065 (354 amino acids)
Biological process (GO): D-sorbitol catabolic process
Molecular function (GO): L-iditol 2-dehydrogenase (NAD+) activity; zinc ion binding
Source: RefSeq, a predicted model, not a curated record